This is a messenger RNA of Anopheles coustani, 1578 nucleotides long. RefSeq names its product facilitated trehalose transporter Tret1-2 homolog. The coding region runs from base 1 to 1530 and encodes 509 amino acids. Gene Ontology annotation, biological process: transmembrane transport. Lineage: Eukaryota; Metazoa; Arthropoda; Insecta; Diptera; Culicidae. The transcript has 3 exons. Gene Ontology annotation, molecular function: transmembrane transporter activity. Gene Ontology annotation, cellular component: membrane. The record is from RefSeq and is a predicted model, not a curated record.
AUGGCCGACGAAGGUACCACGCCGAUGGCAGCGUUGAAGCAGACGUUACUCUCUCUGUCGGUGUCGCUGUCGUACUACUGUAUCGGGCUCGUUCGAGGUUAUUCUGCACCCGCCGUACCAUCGAUGCACGAAACGGCGCCUGGCCUGCUGCCCUCCAAAAACAUUGCAUCCUGGGUCAGCUCGAUCCCUCCAUUCGGAGCCUUCUUUGGGAGUUUGGUGGCAUUCCCACUGAUGCACCGGAUUGGCCGGAAGUACACGGUACUGAUAGCGUCUCCACUAUGGGCCAUCGCCUGGAUCCUGAUCGCCACUGCUACCGACUGGCGGGUCCUGUUUGUCGCCCGUAUGCUGUCAGGAUUCGGUGCCGGAUUAUCCUUACCGGCGGCGCAGGUUUACGUGAGCGAGUGUAGUGAUCCAAAGAUUCGCGGAGUGAUCGGUUCGCUUCCCGCGCUGGCCAUGUCCUUCGGCAUCCUGGUGAUGUACAUUAUGGGGAAGUUCUUCGACUGGCGGCUUCUCGCGUGGAUUUGUUGUGGCAUGGCAUGUUGCCUGUUUCUGGCCGUGGCAUGCUUCCCCCAGAGUCCGGUGUGGCUGAAAACACGCAAGCAGUACGAGAAAGCGCACAUCUCAGCCAAGUGGCUCCAUCUGCAGGGUUUCUCAGUAGAUCCGAAGGCAGCACCGGAUUCGGUUGCAGCACACCAAACGGGUCAACGGAAUGAAAAAUGUUCCCCAGAAGCCAACUCACCGAAACCCUUCUCGAAGGAAGCGCUCCUCCGGCGCGAGAUCAUGAUUCCCCUUGGCAUUGGGCUUGUGCUUUUGCUGAUUCAACAGGUAAGUGGCAUUGAUGCGGUGGUGUUUUUCACCGUGGAAAUCUUCCGCUCCGCCGGUUCUUCGAUGGAUGGCCACUUGGCGACGAUCAUCGUGGGCACGGUGCAGGUAUUGAGCAACAUCGCCGCCCUGUUCGUGGUAGACCGAGCAGGCCGUAAGCCACUGCUCAUCAUGUCCGGGUUGAUCAUGUGCCUGGCCAUGGCGUCGAUGGGUGCCGCUUUCCAUCUCAACGCCAUCGGGAACACGUGCUUCGGAUACCUGCCAAUAAUCAGCCUGAUCGUGUUCAUGAUCGGGUUCUCGAUCGGUUUUGGCAGCAUACCGUUCCUGCUGAUGGGUGAGCUCUUCCCAACGGCACAACGCAGUCUGCUUAGCUCUCUAGCCGGGUCGUUUAACUUGGCCAUGAUGUUCACUGUCAUCAAAACCUACCACCCACUGGAAGACCUAAUCACCGCUUCCGGAACGUUUCUCAUGUACAGCGUCCUCUGUGCCUUGGGAGUCGUGUUCGUUAUCACCUGCGUACCGGAAACGAAGGGUCGCGAACUGGAAAGCAUCCAAAAGCUGUUCGAACGAACACCCCGACACCAUCACGAGCAGCUAGAAUGUGGCAAGGAUGCGAGCCAUGACAACCCCGUGUUUAACGCCACGGAUGAAAUAGUGCGGCAUCAGUCGAACCCUUCCGAGAAGCGAUCUUAUGAUACAAAGCUGUAGCGAAGAUUGCUAGAUGAUCUGUUUCAAAUGAGAUUAAAUAUUAAAUAA